Molecule: messenger RNA, 1677 nt
Organism: Suillus bovinus
Lineage: Eukaryota; Fungi; Basidiomycota; Agaricomycetes; Boletales; Suillaceae
Product: cytochrome P450
Exons: 11
Coding region: 1-1677 (558 amino acids)
Molecular function (GO): heme binding; iron ion binding; oxidoreductase activity, acting on paired donors, with incorporation or reduction of molecular oxygen
Source: RefSeq, a predicted model, not a curated record
AUGUCACGGUUUUGGGUCAGUCCUGGCGUAGCCUACCUCACUCGGGGGUUCCUUUCUGUAUUUUUUCCGACCGCUUCUUCCGUCAUUAUCAUACAACGUUUGGCUUCUCUGCAAGGUUUUCGAGUCCCCCAUGGCUUUUGUCCCUGGUGGUUUUGGGCGCAGCCCCUCUGGGGUUUGCUGCUUAUAUUUUCGUUAAUGUCGCAGCGACGAAAGGCCACUCGACUCGGUGCCAGACUCGUUCCUCGUGUCCAGGGCAAAUGGCCUGGAAAUCUGGACAAGGUAGUGGACAUAUUCAUGAGGUUGGAGAACGAAUACCUUGGUAUAAUUUCCACCAUGCUCGUAACUGAUCAUCAGAACUACGUCAAAGGUGUAAAGUUUGGAAAAACAGUUGACUCGGUGCUUGGAACGGGUGUAUUUAACUCGGAUGGGAACCUUCAACAUGCUUAUAGGCUUCACCGAACUAUGACACGGCCUUUCUUCAAUCAUGAUCGGAUAAGUCAUUUUGAGAUCUUUGACCGUCAUGUGAAUCGUACUAUCGCUUUGGCGAAGGAACGUUUCAAGAUGGACUUGGCGAUCGACUUCCAAGAUCUCAUCUCCAGAUUUACACUUGAUUCUGCAUCGGAGUUCCUGUUUGGACAUUGCACUGAUUCACUUUCCGCCGAACUUCCUUUCCCCCGUAACACAGGAGAAUCCACAGAUACCAUUCAAAGAGACAUUAUAGCAGCCUUCUCAGAUGCUUUCUCUCAAGCUCAACAUGCAAUCAGUCGUCGUCUUAUACUUGGGUCGACGUGGCCAAUGACUGAGAUUCUUGCUGACAGCACCGCGCAAGAUAUGAAGGUGGUCAGCGAAUUUUUGGAUCCGAUUUUCGAAGCCGCUCUGAGGAGGCAUAGCACGGCUGCCAAAUCAGAUGAAAACAACACUGCGGGCAACGAAACGCUUGUGGAUCAUCUGGUAAAACUGACAUCGGACUUCAAAGUCAUCAAGGACGAGACGUUGAACAUAUUACUAGCAGGAAGAGAUUCGAUAACCUCGGCGUUGACUUCGGCUAUUUAUUUACUUGCAAUGCAUCCAGAAGUCCUCUCUCGGCUUAGGGAGGAAAUCAUAUCGAAGUUUGGGCUAAGUGGCGUGCCCACACAUGGUGAUAUCAAAGAGAUGAAGUACAUGCAGGCCUUUCUCAAUGGUGCAUAUUCUCAUUUCCUGUCGGAUGUGGAGGCGCCACUCACCUAUUUUAGAAACAAUACGCCUCUUCCCUCCCCUGUAAGAUCACCUAUUUCAGUGUUCCUUAUGCACAGAAGAACAGAUCUAUGGGGACCUGACGAUAAGGAGCUUGAACUUCCGUUGGAGUUCGAUCCGGAUAGAUGGCUCGACGAGCGCUUGCAGAAAUAUCUGCUUGCCGAUCCCUCAAUUUUCCUUCCAUUUAACGCUGGACCAAGAAACUGCUUAGGGCAAAAACUUGCCUACAACCAAAUGUCGUUUGUGCUUAUCCGUUUGCUGCAAAUUUUUUCCGCGAUUGCAUUGUCCCCCGAGCCUUCAAUGUGUCCACCAGCAUGGUGGGCUGAGAAAGACGGUCGGGCGGCAAUCGAGCGGUUCAAGCCGAAAAACCAUGUGUUACUUUAUGCCGAGGGUGGUAUGUGGGUCAAGAUGUUGGCUGUAGACGAUGUCGAAGUCAUACAGUGA